Molecule: messenger RNA, 2506 nt
Organism: Anopheles funestus (African malaria mosquito)
Lineage: Eukaryota; Metazoa; Arthropoda; Insecta; Diptera; Culicidae
Gene: Pdk1
Product: 3-phosphoinositide-dependent protein kinase 1
Exons: 4
Coding region: 481-2259 (592 amino acids)
Biological process (GO): intracellular signal transduction; peptidyl-serine phosphorylation
Molecular function (GO): protein serine/threonine kinase activity; ATP binding
Source: RefSeq, a predicted model, not a curated record
CCCUCGCCCACAAUGUGACGUUUGUGUGCCGCUUUUGACAUAUCAGUUUUGAUUCUCAAAACACUUUCAUAGGAAAGCGAUCUAGUUGCAGGAAGUUAUCGAAAUGUAUUGAAGCGUAGUGGAGUUUUUCACUUUCAGUGGCCAGAUCGUGUAUUGUUUUAUUCAGCUCCAUCUAAUUGAAUUCAAUCGUAGAAAUAAUACGAAACAAAACCAUACCAAACGGAUAGGUUCGCGUUAUUGGAAAAACUGAAGAUUACACGUUCCCAGAAUCGGUCGGUCCUUUGGUGACUAGUUUUUCCAAGAAGCAAAACGAUUGUGUAUUUACUGUGUAAUUGUUUCUGAAAUCGUCUUGUCGGGAUUUACCGGACCCUAGUUUGCUAUCGCGUCAAUAAAAGUGGCUCGUUCGAAUGUAAAUUACCAGCCUACCAGUUCAAGAUACGGUAAUUGCAAGAAACCUGUACAAAACUUGCAUCGGUAGUAAUGGAAAAUAAUCGCACCAGGACGGGUGGCACCAGCCAUCGGAUGAAUCCAAAUGAUUUUUACUUCGGAAAAAUGUUGGGAGAAGGAAGCUUCAGCUGUGUUUACCUGGCCAAAGAAGUGAGAACAUCCAAGAAAUAUGCAAUAAAAGUGUGCGAAAAACGAUUAAUAUUGCGGGAACGGAAGCAAGAGUACGUGAAGCGGGAAAGGGAAGUGCUUAAUCGGCUUACCGGGCGGCCCGGAUUCCUUGGCCUGUACUGCACAUUUCAGGACAGCACCAAGCUGUACUUCGUCAUGACUUACGCCUGCAACGGCACACUGCUUUCACUGCUUUCACGGCCCUCGUUUACGGUAGACUGCGCGCGGUUUUAUUCCGCGGAAAUUUUGCUCGCACUGGAAACGAUGCACAACAUGGGCAUCCUGCAUCGGGACAUUAAGCCGGAAAACAUCCUGCUCGACGAACGAAUGCAUGUGCUAAUGGCCGACUUCGGGUCAUCCAAGUUGGACUACAAAGAGGAGGACGAGAAGGGCGAUGAGCAGCAGGAUGAAGGUGUGGCGGGAUUGAAAGAAGAUCCUCCAUCGCCUACCAUGUCCACCGCCCGCAAGCUUGCCCAACGUGUGCUCGGCACGGAGUACCAGGACGAGGACGACGAUACGGACGAUACCGAGGACAUUCAACCUGCCACGACGACGACACGGCCCAACAAGCGGCGUAGCUUCGUCGGUACGGCCCAGUACGUGUCGCCCGAAAUCCUCACCGGCACCCUUUCCUCGCCUGCCUCGGAUCUUUGGUCGUACGGUUGCACGAUCUACCAGAUGAUUUGCGGCGUGUCACCGUUUCGGGCCGCAUCCGAGUAUCUUAUCUUCAAGAUGAUUCUCCGCUGUCAGGUAACGUACGCGGACAGCUUCGAUCCGGUGGCGAAAGAUCUUGUGACGCGGCUGUUGCAAAUCGAACAACGGAAACGGUUGGGAGCGUGUGAUAAUCCGCGGUACGGCACGAUACGGCAGCACGCAUUCUUCGAUGGAAUUGAUUUUGAGCAUGUGCGCCAACAGCCCGCUCCGUUGCCCUCGUGCACGGAAUCAGUAUUAAACAAUGACACCAGCUCGCUGAACAGUGUCUACUUUCCCGAGGGCAUGCAGCCCGGCCUAGACGACCGACAGAUAUCGCGCCUGUUCGAUUUUAAGCUGGCCGAACUGAACGAGAAUGAUGACGUCCGAGACGUGGAAGAUACAGGUGUGGAAGGUGUGACCGAUGCUACCCCUGGUCGUGGCAGUGACAGCGUGGAUAAAGGUGGAGACUGUGGUGGUGGUGGUGUUGUUGGUGGCAGUGCAGCUAAAGAUGGAACAGAGAAUAAUCGAAACGGGUCGGGCCGGAUGCUAAGUUUAACACGCUCGGGAUUGAAGAUGUUCCGACCGGUCGAUGAUGAUCCUGGCCCGGUUAGCCAAUGGCAACCAUUCGCCGAAGGCGAAGAGAUCCUCAAAUAUGGCUUUAUAUACAAGCGGAAGGGUUUGUUUGCCCGUCGGCGCAUGCUAUUGCUUACAAAACGCCCGCGAUUAAUCUACAUCGAUGCGGUCAAUAUGGUGAAAAAGGGUGAAAUUCCUUGGACCUCCGCACUGUCGGUCGAGGCGAAAAACUUCAAAACCUUCUACGUGCACACGCCAAACCGAAUCUACUACCUAGAGGAUCCGGAAGGAUUUGCACUGAAGUGGUGUGAUACCAUUACGGAUGUUCAUCGAAAGACUUUCGAAAACAGUGAGAACAAUGAUAACGCCGACAUUUAAACCGAAUCAGAUGUUUGUGGGCUGUGUGUGUGAGUGUGCAUAUGUGUGUGCGUGUGUGCUGUUCGUGUGUAUAAAAUCGGAUCAACUUGUCGGCAGCGGUUUCGCUGUUGUGCGAUCAUGUAAAUCAUACGUUAGGAUAGGAGCGAAAUGAAAUGAAGAUGAUUACUGUUAGGAAAACAACACAGUUAGGCGAGUAAUAAUGCAACAAUAAACUAGGAAGCAAGAGUUUAGAAUCACUUAAAACAAA